AUGGAGAUUAAAGUCGAAUUGGCACAACAAUUAAGUUUGGGUGAGAAACAAGUGAGUAAUUGGUUCAAAAAUCGAAGAGCGCAGUUCAAGAAAGAUAUUUCCAUGGCCAGGAAAUUCAAUCAUCCACGAGAAACUAUCACGGAAGUAUAUAACAAAGAUGAUGAAAAUAAAUUUAUGCCGGACAUUUCAGUUUAUAGUCUCAGUGAAGUAGAUUUAAAUACACCUACCGAAGUGAUGGCCUGGUCUUCAAAAAGUCCUGACAAUAUAUCGCCUACAUCUGCGGAAGAUGAUUUUUUGGAAAUAAGUAAUGAAGCUAUAAGUGAACAUCACGUGACUGUUGAACAGGAAGACAAUAGUCCCAGUCCUGAUGGAGCUGAUCUAUCAAUGUCUGAAUUGUUCCGGUACAUUUUUCAUGUUUACCAUAGUGUUUUCAUGAAUGAAUAUUAA
Messenger RNA from Leptinotarsa decemlineata (Colorado potato beetle), 447 nucleotides. RefSeq lists its product as uncharacterized. The record is from RefSeq and is a predicted model, not a curated record. Lineage: Eukaryota; Metazoa; Arthropoda; Insecta; Coleoptera; Chrysomelidae.